GGCGUCUCCCCGCGCCAUGUUGCUGCUGGGCAGGCUGCCGCGGCCGGCGUGGGUUCCGGGGAGCCGGGCGCAGAGGUGCAGCUCCUUGGCCGCCUUGGAGGGCCCGGCGCGCACGCGCUCCUACUGGCGGUACCUCAGGCGCCUUGUAUGUGGCGCGCCGCAGCCGCCAUACGCGCACGUGUGCCAGGUCGGGGACCCGGUGCUGCGCGUCGUGGCGGCCCCGGUGGAACCCGAGCAGCUAGCGGGGCCGGAGCUGCAGCGGCUGGUGGGGCGGAUGGUGCAGGUAAUGCGACGGCGUGGCUGUGUGGGCCUUAGUGCGCCGCAGCUCGGGGUGCCGCUGCAAGUGUUGGCGCUCGAGUUCCCGGACAAGCUCCUCCGAGCCUUCUCACCGCGCCUGCGCGAACUGCGUCAGAUGGAACCCUUCCCACUUCGGGUGCUGGUGAACCCCAGUCUGAGAGUGUUGGACAGCCGCUUGGUCACCUUCCCCGAGGGCUGCGAGAGUGUCGCCGGCUUUCUGGCGUGUGUGCCUCGCUUCCAAGCCGUGCAGAUCUCAGGACUGGACCCAAAAGGAGAGCCAGUGGUGUGGUCGGCAAGUGGUUGGACAGCUCGAAUCAUCCAGCAUGAGAUGGAUCACUUGCAGGGCUGCUUGUUCAUCGACAAAAUGGACAGUGGGACAUUUACCAAUCUCCACUGGAUGGAGGUGAAUGACUAACACUCUCCUUGAAUUGAGGAUCUGGAAAUCCAGCAUGCAGACUAAGAUGGUCACAUCUGUGCUUCAGCUUGGAAUUGGUUCCAGUCCGACAGUAGACAGUGUGUGCUGGUCUGAGAUGAAGAUGAUAGAAAUGCUUGCCCUGAAAUCAGAUCUGACAGAAUACGAUUACAGCAGGACUACAAAUGUACCAUUAAAGGAGUGGCUAUUUCCUGACAAUUUCCCAUGGAGAGGAGUGGGCAGGCAAACAUCCUCUGUACAAAUGAGACACAUUCUAACCCCACAGCCUACAAUUGAUUGAUAAGGUAAUCCAGAUAUCCAAAAGAUUUGUUUUUUGAAACAGGGUUUCUCUGUGUAGCCUUGGCUGUCGUGGAACUCACUCUGUAGACAAGCUGGCCUCAAACUUAAGAGAUAUACCUGCCUCUGUACUCCUGAGCUUUGGGACUGAAGGUGUAUCACACUACUGCUGGACUUGAAAGUUGUCUUAAAAUGCAGUCUUAAAAGUCUGAGUGUGGUGGCACACCUUUAAUUCCAGCACUCUGUUGGCAAUCGUAGGCUAAUGUUUAAGGCCAUCAAAGGAACAUAGUAAGAUUCUCUUAAAAGAAAAAAAAAGCUCAAGUCUGGGGUGAUAGCUAGGCAGUUAGGUUAAAGAGUGCUUGCUUUUUUUGCACAACACUAGAGUUCAGUUCUGAGCAUUUACAUCAAUCAACUCACUACAUCUAUACCUCCAGCUCCAGGGAAUUAAGUGCCGCCUCCUGGCCUCUGCAGGUAUUGUUUUGUGUAUAAACUUACACAGAAACAUAAUUGAAAUAAAAUCUAAAGAACAAA
This is a messenger RNA of Mus musculus (house mouse), 1537 nucleotides long. RefSeq names its product peptide deformylase (mitochondrial) (gene Pdf). Bases 17 to 712 code for a protein of 231 amino acids. NCBI's taxonomy places the organism in Eukaryota, Metazoa, Chordata, Mammalia, Rodentia, Muridae. The record is from RefSeq and is marked validated. The transcript has 2 exons. Gene Ontology annotation, cellular component: mitochondrion. Gene Ontology annotation, biological process: positive regulation of cell population proliferation; post-translational protein modification. Gene Ontology annotation, molecular function: peptide deformylase activity.